Gigantopelta aegis is the source of this 9844-nucleotide messenger RNA. RefSeq names its product mediator of RNA polymerase II transcription subunit 1-like. The transcript is spliced from 15 exons. Gene Ontology annotation, cellular component: mediator complex. Gene Ontology annotation, biological process: regulation of transcription by RNA polymerase II. Bases 195 to 6827 code for a protein of 2210 amino acids. NCBI's taxonomy places the organism in Eukaryota, Metazoa, Mollusca, Gastropoda, Neomphalida, Peltospiridae. The record is from RefSeq and is a predicted model, not a curated record. Gene Ontology annotation, molecular function: transcription coregulator activity.
CUGGUGAAGUGCGUUUUCAACAUACACUGGAUUGUAUAUGACCAGUUGGAAAUACCCAGUAACUUUGCGAUGGCUUCUUUAAAUGAUCAUAUUACUUAAUUGCAAUGUCCAUAUGCAAUAUGUGAAAUUAACAUCUGCAAUGUUACGGAUAGAGACAUGUUUUAAAGACUAAGGCUCACGGUGUUUGAUCAAAGAUGGCCACCACAACAGGGCUACUCACUGUUUGUUUCGAGCCAACUAGGCCUAGACCAGAAGGAGAUCGUGAUAGACGUUUGCGACUCGCAGGUCUUAUGGAGAAGCUGCGUGGCCGAACAUUGCAACAAAAAUCAAACAUCAAGGCAUUGCGAGGAGCCAUCACUGACAAGUGGCAUGUUCCUGAUGCUGUUGACAAACAACACUUGCAGCGAUGUUUGGAGUCACUUCAGAAGGCCAUGAAAGUUAUCAGCCAGCAGUCUCUGGUCGAGAGGCUGGAAAUGAUAGCUCGACAGUUGGGUUUGGAAUGUAGCAGCCAGGCUGGCCCUGAGCAGAACGUCUUGAUAACCGCUGAGAUGUUCCACGUCGCCAUCAUCUUCGACAAGGGAGCUGGGGUUAAAGAUGUCAAGAUCGUUCACGGCAGUGAUGCUGUGAGCUGUCCUGAGUUAACUGAUGUUUUGAUUCGCAGGGAUUUCUCUGGAUUCAUUGCUCAUCUGGAAGGCUUACAGCAUAUUUAUCAGAUCAGUGGUGAUAAGAAAUUAAAAACGAAAGCAUUUUUCGCCUUACAGUCCCUAGAAAAAGAUCUCAACCAGCUAGCCCAGUUACAAAGUUCUAUCAGUGGUGUUGGAAAAUAUAUUCAUAAAUCUCCACUUGGUAUUCUUUUACCAAGAAAAGGUGGCUUACCAAUGAAGCUGAUUUACUUUGUGUCACCCUAUGACUUGCUGGAUAAAUCAACAAAGACAGCGCAUCCUAUGACAGUUGAAGCCAUUACAGACAAUUCUCUUGGACAGAGUGUGACAGUGUGUCUGGAGUCAGGUUCCAGUAAUAAACUACAGACAAUGCCUCUUAUGACAGUCAUUAAUAAAGAUGGGAAAAGCUUGCCAAAUUUUGUAGGUCUGAGUUCUGUGAACAGCCACAUCUUUCCAGCUAGUUUUGUUUUGGUGCUACCUCAACCAGUCCCUGUUGCCAUGUCAACAAUACAAAAGAUUCAAAGUGUAACUAGUCUUGAAAUUCCAAAAGGAAAUGACCCCAAACCGCUACUAUCUCUCAUACUUGAAACAUUCUCUAGUGGUAAAAUAUUUAAUGAGAAACAGCUCUUUGUGUCAUUGCCCGAUCAGCAGCACGUUUACUACUUGAACAGUGUUAAUGGUGGCCCGUUAGACUUGCCAGGGAUGAUGAUAUCAAAAAUACCAUUUACUCACCCAACCCACGUAGCUACUAUUCUGAAUCAUCUUCGACAGCAGUUGUUGUUUAAUGCCAUUAUCAGCAGCUGUAUUAGACCACAUGCCAAACGAGAUCUCGCCAGUUCUGUUGUGUUGGAUCUGACGGCUGUGUCAUUACAGCAAGUGUGCAUUGCCUUGGAGCACCCAGUACACGACUGCAUGGUGACCGUGGAAUUGGACAUCUCGGACAUCACCAACCUCAAGUGCAGGCUGCUCACAAGCAUCUCUGACCACCAGCUGUGCACCGAUGAUUUCGCUUCAAGAAUAUUUCAAAGGUGCAUGUCUAUUCCAAUCACACUGCGUUCCAUCAUCAAGAAGGGCAAAGAGCAGCUUCAGAAGAUAGCCGAGGAGCGCAUGGCCGCCCUCAAGCAGGCAAUGUGGCAGAGACAGAAGAAUCAGGCGGCAGCGGCAGCAGCUGCAGCAGUUUUGCACACUCCAGUUCUCCCAAAGUCAGUUCCAGUGAGUCCAGUCAAUGCUUACCCCGUAAACCAGCUUGACCAGCCAAACUUGACUCACCCGCCAGUAAAUCAAGUGCCACCACCAAAUCACCCACGCAUGAUGAACCAUCAUGGGCAGCAACAGCAGCAGCAGCAUCCAGUGAGCAUGCACAGUCCCAUGAACCAUCAGCAACACCCUGGUGUUGUUAGCCAACCACUGACUCACCAGACUCCCAUGGCUAAGGCACGGUUUCAUUCACUAGGCCCGCACCACAUGGGACAGUUACACAUGGAUAAUGUACCUGAGCAUAUGUACCCCAUGAGGACUGGGUCUAAUGAGAUGGUGUCACCACCUGGAGAUCGCACACCAAGUAAUCCCCUCUUGGCUACACUGCUGGACAAUGUGGAGGGCGAGCCACAACCCCAACCAGCUCCUGUGGUUGGAACGGGAUCGAUUGAGAUUUCAGAAAGUCCUAUGUUGUCAAAACUGCUUGAGGAUAACUCGUCCGUGGUUUCUUCAGCUGCUUGUUCAGGGUCUAGUGCUAUAGCUAAUGCCAGUAAAACUCCCUCUGGACCACAGAAGAGGGUAAGAAAAAGACGUUCGACUUCGGAUGUGUUUUCUGGGAGGAGUCCUAAGCAUAGAAUCGGUGAAAUUGAAGUAGGUGAUAGACUGUCUACAAUUGAUAUGGAAUCGAGUUGUAGUCCGUUUGAUAACUACCAGGCCAGUUUAGGGAUGACUUCAAAUUCUGGAAUGGGUGGUUCGAUAAUAGAUUUAACAGAGGAAUCGUUUGCAGAGUCCAGUCUCAAGAAAUUGGCGGAUAGUGUGGAUAGUUUUAUUCAGAAGGAGUCACGUCAGGGCAGUAACACGGAGAGUGAAUUAACAGCUCUGUUGUCCGACAGCGACCCUGGGCCGCCGCUCUCAAUGUCUUCAAGAAAUUCUUCACCAGGUUCAAAAAACGAGAAUGCCUCUACCUCCCUUGAGGAACUCCUCACUGGGUCGGGGGUAGGGAAUGAGGCCGAAGACCCAGUUUUUGCAGGUGUAGAUAAAGGCAGCAACAAAGGUUCUUUUUUAGGGCCAAGGACAUCGCCUAGCCACGCAGGUACAAGUCCACUCAGUGCAAUGACAUCACCAAGUCCUAUAGGUUUUAAGACGUCGCCUGCCUCCUUGGGAUCUCGAUCAUUAACGAGUCCAUUAAGGGGGAAAACGCCCCCGUUGGCGGCUAAAACUCCACCGCUAAGAGUGAAAACUCCUCCAACAGGGGUAAAAACACCACCCUUGGGAGCCAGAACACCACCACUGGUGACAAAAACACCACCUCUUUCAGUUAAGACAUCUCCCCCUUUGGAUAUAAAGCAAUCUCCUAGCCCUCUUCAUGAAUAUGCAUCAAAAUCUCAAAUGGAUGUGCAGUUUCAGAAUGAGUUGCAUGGAUCCACUGUGAAAGAUCGAAGUAAUCCUUUGUACAAAGCUAUUCUUGAUGGGCCGGAGUUGUGUGAUCAGGAUUCAAACAGUUCCUUCAAAGAUUGCUCAAAAGGUAUGGAGGUGAAUUCUUUAUCGGGUAGUGGACGGCAGAUAACAGGCAUAUUCGAAAAAUUUGAAAAUCUUGAAAACUUUUCUAGAAGUGAGCAGUUUGUGGAAAAGUGUGAAAAAAUCGAGGCCAUGUCUUCUAGUAUUCUCAAGUCUGAGGAAGGUAAGGUGAAGCUGAAGUUGUCAGCUCUCAGGAAUUCAAGCGGGUCUUUUUCUGACUCAUUCAGUAAAAGUCAGAUGAAGUCCAGUAAUGUUGGAACUUUUGAUUUUAAAAGUGACGAAGAUGAAGAUGACCCUCUACCAUCUCUUGGAAGUUCUGAUAGAUUGUCUGUGUACGCCGCCUCACCUACACGCUUGCAGAUCUCAAACAAACCGAAAAACAUGAUCGAUUCUUCUAUCCUACGAAAAGGUGAGAAAUACAAGAGAAAGGAUUCCAAGUACACUGCUAGUGGUGAUUCUGUAAAACGAAAGCGGAAAGAUGAAUCGAAAAAGGAAAGAAAAAAGAGGAAGAAUGACAAGUAUUCCAAUGUCGGUAACACUGUCUAUCACUCAACGACUGUAGAAACUGAUCAGAAGUCGAUAACGAAGCUUAAAAUUAGAGUUGGCAAAGAUAUACAUGUAAUGGUAGAAGCUAAUCUUUCGAAGUCCAAGAAACAAUUUGCCAGUGUGUCUGACAAAAUGGUUUCACCCAAGCUGGAGGUGGAAGCUUGUGAUAAUCUGGCAACCCUUAAAUCUCAGUCGUCGCAGAAAUCAUUUCAUGAGCUUUCGCCUGAAGAUGCAAGUCCCAUUCAAACUCACGGCAGCACAGUCACUAAAACUGAUCCAAAGCUUGCAAAGAAAACAACAAUUCGCUUAAAGCCACUCAACAUACCUAGUUCUUCGAUUACGGUUCAGACUGAGAAUAAACAGUCGGGGACACCUGACAAAACUCCAGCUUCUAUACAAAGUGUAUUAACAUUGUCAAAAACACUUGACGACAAGACCGUUCCCAAUGCUGUGAAGCAUGAUCUCUCUAGCACGAAUUUGCAAGAAAAAGCUAGCAUGCAGGCAGUGGAGGUUACAAAACCAGCCACAUCUGAGUUGACUACUAGUAGAUUCUCCACUAGUCCUUCAAAACGUAGCAAUGUGUCAUUAAACUCUUCAAGAGAUUCACCAUCGGUGAAGUCUUCACAGUCGUCCUCAUCAACAAAACCAAGUUCUGAGUCCUCCAAGCACAGUUCAUCAUCAGACAGGGUAAAACCACCCACAUCUCUGAAUUUGUCCAAGACGUCUUCAACCAGCAUGAAGAAAACACCAUCAUCAUCUAAUUCACCAAAAUUGCAAGGUUCUGUAAAAACAUCAUCUGCAUCCAAAAACCCAGGAACUCCCAAUAGUUCUUCAAAAGCAUCAUUAUCAUUAUCAUCCUCGGCGACAACAGCAUCAACAGCAUCGAAAACCUUUAGUCCUGUCAAGAAUUCUCCAGCUCCUAAUGCAUCAAAAUCAGCAUUGUCUCUAAAAUCAUCUCCUAGUUCUGGUUCCUCUAAAACAUCUUCAGGCUCUUCAAAGCCAAGCUCCGGCUCGCACAAAGCAACUUCCUUAAAAUUUCAGUCUUCAGGCAGUCCAGUCAAAUCCGUAUCUGGUUCUAAGUUGGGGCCAGGUUCCUCCAGAGGUACAAGCUCACUGAAGCCACUCUCAGCUGUUGGAAAGUCCCAAGCGUCAUCUCGAUCUCGGUCAUUAAACUCAAAAAUCCCCUCUACCUCAUCUUCUUCAUCUACUGUAGGGGCAACCAUUUCCAUGGCUACGUUUCUCGGUGCUCCCAGUGCCAGAAGUGUGGCCAGUCUUCCACCAAUACCUAAACGCUCAUCAAGUUCUGGAGGAGGAUCAGGCUCAAGUUCUGGAGGUGCUACUAACAUUUCAGUUGCAGGUUCUGCAUCGCAUGUGACAGUCCUCAACUGUAGCUCAAGUCAAGGCAACCUGGGUGCAGGUGCUGUCAGUAGUACAAGCUCAACGGCAACGGCUGUAAGUUCGGUAGACAGCAUCAACAUGCCUUUGUCAUCUUCAGGGACUUUCUCAAGUUCUGCGGACAAGGCCAAACAAGCUGCAGGAGGUAGUGGAGGUGGUUCUGCUGCUGCUAGGUCUAGGAAAGGAUCUCUUUCGGCUGUGAUCGAUAAACUCACCAAGUCAAGUACUGCUAGUGUCAAUGUAAGCAGUAUGGCGGAAAAAGCUGCCAAAGGACUUUCCAAUGAAAAUAAAUCUAAAGACAGGACUCUAAGUUCUGGUGAUAGUAGAAAUGUCUGUGGAAAAAGAAGUCUUGGCGAUGUUUCAGGUGAUAGGAAUCCUGCCAAGAAGACCUCCAAAUUCACAGGAUUCAAUAACAAGAUGGGUACAAGUGAAUCGGCUUCUCUGGUAUCUCAGUAUCCUUCUCCACACAACAAGUCUGUCUCCUCGUCCGACAGCAGCUCUCUUUCAGCCGCUCAUCCAAACAAUGUGCAUUCAAAAUUUGUGGGUAGGACUAGUCCUCUAACAAAAGUGAGUCCAGUAAAUAAAGAAAAUCCUGCCACCAAUGCUAGCCCUAAAGCAAGUUCGUUGGCACUGGGAAAGCAAUCCCAAAAGAAGAAUUAUACAGUGAAAGAAAAUUCAGCGAUACAGAUGGGUACGACAGGUUCUUCCGACAAAGUGGAGAGAACAGGGUCCAGUGAGAGUGCUAUAAAUAAGACUGCUUUCUCAAAAGAUGAUGUGAAAAGAAAAGAAAAGAGAAAUUCAGUCGAUAAAGUGUGUUCCAAUUCAACCACUACUGCACUGGACUUGAGUGCAAAGCAUGCUUUCAGUGUUUCGAAUAAUAAGAAAAAGUCUGGAAGUGACAAAGUUGACAAAGGCAGCAUAAAAAAUAGGGGUAGCUCCCCUUUGACUACAAAAAACAUACAGAAUGUGAAUAUGGAACGAAAGAGUCCAGUGAAGAAGUGCUCGUCUCCAGUGGUGUCAGUGACUACAAAAUUCAAUGGUGAUAGUGUGAAGGACAAGUCCAAGGAGGAGAAGGAACCGUUUAAAGUUCCCACUCCUACCCCGAAAGCUCCAGAGGUACGUGAUAACGAAGAUCCAUGUAACAUUACUCCUAAAAAACGGGUUUCUGUAAAAAGUAAACAGUAUAAUAGUAAGAGUCCAUGCAGCGACCCGGACAGCCCCGAAAACAGCCUCAUAAUAGACUGCCCAACCAGUCCUAAACAAGUUCACAGCAACGAACGUUCGCCGGACAAGAAAGAAACUGUUCCUGUGGAUUCGGCGGCCGAGGAGUUGAAACACCUGACUUGGAAAACGGUGGUGCCAAUCUCCCCCGUGCACAAAGUUCGUCAGUCGCCCACCACUUCACCCAAAACCAAAGUCAAUUCAAACCCAGGAUCGGUGGCAAAUAAUUCUCCAUGUGAAAUUGAUGAUGAUCUCAUGGACGAGGCACUGAUUGGGCUGGGAAGCUGAUGAGUUGCUGUUAGUCAUAUUUAUUGGUUUAUUUAAGUUUAAAACACUACAACUAUUGCCAUAAUCAUUACAAAAAUAUAUGUGUUUUCUUUUAACCAGACAGAAUGGGCUUCUUCUUCUUUUCUGUCCUUUUUUCCCCUUUUUUUCCUUCUUUUUUUAAUGAUUAUGAAUGUUCUAUCAUUACAUCUUUUAAUGCAGAAUGAUUUUUUACUUUUUUACUGCAUUAUCAACACUUUUGGAAACCGCCUUUUAACAGAAACAUUUUCUUAAUCCAAACUAUUUGAUAUUGAAGAAGUUCGAUUACAAAUAAAUGAAUGAAUGAAUGUUUUCUCAUUACAAAUAUGAAAGGUACAUGUAAUCAUGCAGUUCAUUACAUCAGAUUGCUAGCUCAGUAGCUGUUUCUAGAGAUGAAAGGUGUUUUGUUGAUAACAUUUACCAUACACAGUUUAUGUAUGCUAAAACCUCAAAUAAUUAAACUCUGUCCACUAAAAUGUUUGAUUAGAAAUAAUAUGUAGCUACUACAAAAAAGAAAAUUUAAUACAACCAACUAGUUUAGUAAACUGUUGCGGUUUGUGGGGGAGGGGGGGGGGUCUCUCUUUUUUCUUCUAAAUCUAUAUAUUAAUCCAUUUCUAUGACAUCACACUAUUGUGUUAACUAGAUUAAUUUUGAAUAAUGUAAUUUGAAAAAAAAUUCUGUUUGAGUAAGGAUUUGAACUUGCAGCUAACUAAACUCGUACAUCAUGAACAAAUGCAGCACUUUAUCCCAUACGGUCAUGCAUUUUCAUUAUUGAAGGAAUGUAAUUUUAAGUCUUAAAACCUAUUACUAGUGAAGGAAAUGAAUUAGGCUGGAAAAUGCACUAAAAAAUCUAGAUUCAUUAAAAGUAACUUAAAGUGAUUAAGUACUACAUGUAGUUUUACACAUGCAUGUAGAAGGAAAAUAAUAAAUUGAAAGCUUAAAUGCAUUGGUAUAUGACAAAGUGGAUUGUCCCCAAAUACCUCAAUAAAAAUGACAAAACUAUUUUUUUUAGCACAAAUGAUUGGUUUUUUAAUAUUAUUUACGGAACUAAUUAAAGGAAGAAUGUCUUAAAAUGAUAAAAUUUUGAGAUGCUGUGAAAUAGGUUUCAGUGGAUGUACAUGUAUCAUUGGUGGAUCCAGAGGUCGCAGGGUUCCCAUGAUCACGCUCCAUCCCUGCCUCCCACCCACAUCUUUUGAAGUACUUUAAAAUACUUUAUUUUCGCAGGAUUAAAUGUUAACGAUUUGUUGAAAAUUAAUCAAUUUGCAAGCAUUUAUUUUUCCUCUAGUUAAACAAAAAAAUGAAGUACUAAUAUCAAUACUUUUGAACCUGUAUGAAGUCGUUUAUUGUUUACAAUUAAAUACAGGGCUAGCUCUGGCACUUGCCAAAUUCGCCAAUUGCUAAUUUUUAAAAACAAUUGGCAAAUUUGAUUUUAAUUUGGCGAAAUAAUUUCAAGUAUUAAAUUACAAAAUAACUGGCUUUCUGUAAGUUUUAUAGAUAAUUUGGUGAAAUUUUCUGUUAAAACAUAGCUAGCCCUGAAAUACAGCAUCUUUCAUAAUCUUCAAAAUUGGGAUAUAAAUUUUUUUAAAUUUUAAAGUAUUUUACAGUACCCUUUUUAUUGACUUCUGCAAUAAACAACACUAAAUUACCAUGUAAAUGCAUCUCUAUGAUCAUCUAACUUCAAAUGUUUUGCUGGCAGCAUGUCCCUGAACCCAAUAUCAAAUCUCACUGUCAUUGGGGUCUCGGCUCAUUUGCUUAUGACAAACUCAAACUUGUGCUUUUUAAAAUUUUGUUUAUAAAUACAUAUGAUGCAGAUAUGAUGAAAGUACAUGAAAAUUAUGAUGAUUUUAUUAUGUAAUAUCAGUAUUAAAUGUAGCAUGUCAGUCCGUUGAUGUAGCUGUCACCAGUAUGAGUAUUUUCUGGGUUCUUUAGCCAAAUUCAGAUGCUAGAUCAUGAUAGUAUGUUACACAUUAGAGAUUAUUUCACAUCGGCCAACAGUCAAAUAUUUUAAAGUCAUUAACUAUGUUAUAUAGUGUCUGUAAUGAAACAAAUACUCUUUAAAGCCAUGGGACUUGGUUUCACUACUACUAUAAGAUGGGGUUUUUUUUAUUGCAGUAGAUAUUGUAGAGUUAAAUAUAUCUUUCAUCAUGGCUCAGACAUUGUUGAAUAAACAUUACUUUUUAUCCACCUGUGCGAAUUUGGUGAAAGCCCAUUCUGAAAAUGGACAAGAAUCUAUAAUAAUUUAGACUGCUGACACUUUCCUCAACAAUAAAAUCCACAUUAGUUAUGCCAGAAUUAUUAUUUAAGCUAAUAGCAGACUGUUUUCAACAUUUUCACACGGGUUUCAAAGCAUAUUUUGUCACUAUCUCCAUAUGCUCAGCUGAGUUUUACUGCAUCCUAUUAAAUUGAAGCGUUUCUGAAAACCUGGCUAUGUGUGCAAUGGGGUGCUUAUGGUGUAACAUCAACGCUCAUGGAAUGGCACCCUUGCCUCGUUAAAAUAAACUACCUUUCGGUCCAAAAGAAACAUUUUGGUACUUUUAUCAACAUUUAUUUUUCCUUUUUACACUGGCAUUAACCACCGUCACCAACCAACUGUCCCUUAGGCAUUCAGGGCCAAAUUACGAAGCCUAUUUUUCUUAAAUGUAGGUGUUUAAGCAUUGUAAAUGUACGUAGUUACAUGCAUGUAAAACAGGCUUUGUACUCUGGUCAUAUCAACAAGUGAAAAGACUGGAUAUGUUUUGACAUGCCUGUUCGGGGAACAUUUUGUGGAAUAUCAGGUCGCAAUUUGCUGAGAGAUCUUCAGUUAAAAAGUUAAAGUUUUACUUAAUAACAACACUAGAGCAUGAUAUUGCUAUAUAAUUUGCGGAGAGAUAGUUGAGUUAAAGUUGGGUUUUUUUUUUAACAAAACUAGAGAACAUUGAUAUAUUAAUCACUGGCUAUUGGAUAUGAAACAUUUGGUAAUUUUGACAUAGUUUAGAGGAAAUCUGUAAUAUUUUUCCAUUAGC